GAAAUACAUAAAGGUGGGCGGCCAGUCGAGAGAAAGUCCACGGUCCAAUGUCUGAAGCACAGGAGAAGCAGGCACCGGCGCACCUGCAUGUCGCAUAUCUCGGCCCUGAAGCUUCCUUCUCCCAUCAAGCUGCAUUGGCACUUUUCCCUCCUCCCUCUUCUCCCGACGAGUCAACUACAACAUCUUCGUCGUCGACAGACCUAACCUCCAGCAGUCCUCUCGUUACAUUACAUCCUCUACCAUCGUUCAGUUCCAUCUUCUCCUCUCUACAGAACUCCUCACAAUCUCCCUCGACAGCCACGACAUCUCCUGCGACGUCGAAUCAGAUCUACGACUAUGCCGUGAUUCCAAUCGAGAACAGCACCAAUGGCUCUGUAGUCCAGGUUCUCGACCUCCUCUCCCAGAGUGGCCUCGUCCAUCAAUCUCAAUCUCAAUCCCCUUCCUCCUCACCUUCCACCUCCGAACCGCUCUAUCCAUCUCUCUCCGUCUGCGCCGAGUACUACCUCCCCGUCCACCACUGUCUAUAUAUCCACAGCGGCAACAUAGACCAGGAACAACAGUCACAGCUGCAGCCAUUUGACCUCUCUACCGUCCCUGACUCCAUAAUCUCUCAGAUCUCCAACCUCUACACCCACCCGCAAGUCUGGGGCCAAUGUAAUAAAUUCCUCGCCCGCUACCUCCCCCCUCCCCAUGUCGAAAGGAUAGAUCUUGGGAGUACAUCCGCCGCGGCAGCUUUGGUCUCGAGGGAAGGGCCGAAGCAUGCAUCUGGCCGGAAUGGUGGACACCAAGGCAACAUUUCGGCUGCCAUUUGUUCCAAACUUGCAGGCGAAAAACACGGGCUGACAUGUCUGGCGGAAAACAUCGAAGACGAAGUCGGUUUGAAUACGACCAGGUUCUUGGUUCUGAGGAAUGAGGAUUUGCACCAACGGUUAGGUCGGGGCGUGGGAAGCAGCAGCGACGCUCAAAUAUCGUCUGACUGGAAGUCGAUGUACCACCAACAGCUGAUCUCCAAGCGAUGGACGUCGACAACUCCAACUCCCUCAAACUUGUCUUCACCGGCGAUCAACCCAGCUCCCUCACCACCAGCACCAGCCCCCGUGCGUCACAAGUCACUCAUCACUUUCACCAUCCCGCACCGUAAGCCUGGCUCACUGGCUGACGCCCUGGCCGUCUUUAAGAGGUAUGGCUUCAACCUAACCAGCAUCGAUACCAGGCCUAGCCGCCGGAGGAAUUGGCAGUAUGUCUUCUUCGUCGAGUGCGAGGAAGCCGGGCCCGAUGCGGAAGGAAAGGCGCUCGAUGGAGCAGUGGAUGCAACCACAUCCACUCUAGAAGAGACCGCAUCGGGGCCAGGGGCCAAUGAUUCAGACCAUUUCCCGGAUACAGGCGACAAUCUACGCAGGAUCCUGUACGACUUGCGCCUAUAUACUGAGAGUUUGAAAUAUGUCGGCCGAUUUGUCGAUCAAUUACAAGACUAAGCAUAUAUCAGCAAAGGACUGGCCUUUAACAAGGAUAUAGAAAGUUCACGCUAGAAACAAAAAUGGUCGUGGAGCCUCGGAUUGGGAUCCAUGUGUGGAACAGAUGUGAAGCGAUUGACUAUCGUUGUUGGCAGAGCGACGCUAAGACUGCAUCCUAGGGACGAAUGUGCAUAUAAAUCAACGGGAAUUGGGCUGAGCAGGAGAUAGUCUCUCCAGCAUGAGAGCUCCCAAGACCAGACGGGAUGCGACUUGUCGACCCAGGAUACCCAAGUGUCCUAGUAUCAAGGAUCAGUUUGUGAACGUCCGAGCCCUAUUGCAGAUCUGCGUCUCUCCAUUCAAUUUUGACAAAGCAAUGCUUGAGCUUGACGAAUGAGCGAAUGACAAGCUCAAUGACCUAAACACGUUGGGCAUCUACCUCGUUCUCGUAGCAUGCCAGUGGCGG
Exophiala mesophila is the source of this 1917-nucleotide messenger RNA. RefSeq lists its product as uncharacterized. The record is from RefSeq and is a predicted model, not a curated record. Gene Ontology annotation, molecular function: prephenate dehydratase activity. Gene Ontology annotation, cellular component: cytoplasm. Bases 48 to 1475 code for a protein of 475 amino acids. Lineage: Eukaryota; Fungi; Ascomycota; Eurotiomycetes; Chaetothyriales; Herpotrichiellaceae. Gene Ontology annotation, biological process: L-phenylalanine biosynthetic process. The transcript has a single exon.